AUGGCAGCGGCAACCAACACGGCGGCGGUCUGCGCUAGCACGUCCCUCCCGGCCACACGCUCGAUGCGAACAGGUGUAUUGAUCCACCCGACCACCGCCACCUCCGGGCGGCUGCUCAUCCUUCCCCAUCCUCAAACACUCAUCCCCACAUACUACCUCGCCUGCCCCUCCUCGAGCGAGCUGUACGAACUUUCGACGCUGCAAGAUUCAAAACACGAUCGAACAUGGAUGAUCUCUCAACUGAACCAAGUCAUCUCUUCUGGUCAACUGGACAUUCUCUCUCGAAUCGAUGCGAGGUUCAUCGUCGUAUCGUUGUUGCAUAGCGUAUUGGACGAUGGGAAGUAUCGAUCUAGAGAUGAUUUGUUUGAACAGGCGGCGCAGAAGCUGUAUUCGAGGAGGAAGGAGGAGCUGUACAGCGCAAUUCCCGAGCUCAAGAAGGGAGGGGAUGAGGAUGAUGCUGAGCAGCAGGAGUGGUCGGAUGUGGUAACGUUUGGUAAUCUUGAUCUGGUCAAGACGGCGCUGGAAGACGUUGCGGAUGUUCAAGACCUACCGAACGCGGAACAAGCCUACCGACUCUCCCUCAGCAAAACCUUCCACCUCCUCGAUCGCAAACACACCCUCCUCUCCCAACACUCCACCUUCGCGCAAACACCCAACACCCUAGGUCGAACAUUCGAACGCUCAUGGCCUCACGAAUCAGAUCCCUCUCCGUACCUCUCCACCGAAAACGACGAGGAACACGAUUGCAAAGACGCAGCAAAACUACGCAGUCAAAUCGCCGCUGAAAUCAUCGCCACUUACCUCCCAGCCAAAUUGGCGGCUGAAUACUUUGCUCAUCUGGGACUCAAUGACAAGUAA
Pseudozyma hubeiensis SY62 is the source of this 858-nucleotide messenger RNA. RefSeq lists its product as hypothetical. Gene Ontology annotation, biological process: RNA catabolic process; ribonucleotide metabolic process. The coding region runs from base 1 to 858 and encodes 285 amino acids. Lineage: Eukaryota; Fungi; Basidiomycota; Ustilaginomycetes; Ustilaginales; Ustilaginaceae. Gene Ontology annotation, cellular component: ribonuclease H2 complex; nucleoplasm. The transcript has 2 exons. The record is from RefSeq and is a predicted model, not a curated record.